AUGGCCAUUGCACCUGCAAUGACAAACCGUCUGCGGAAGGCUCCAUUGACAAAGAAACUAAGAAGUGCAAGAGCGAUGGUGAUUGUGACAAACUCUGUCCUCCUAAAUGCAUAUUCAAGGAAUGUUCUCGAGGAAUUUGUUUAUGCACUUGUCUUCCAUUCUCAAGAGAGGAACUGGUGGGGAAGUCUUGCACAACCAAGAAUGACUGCAAAGGCUACUGUCCUGGAUGGGCUAGUUGUACUAGUGGUCACUGCAUCUGCGAUGAUCAUGCUGCCCAAAUACACCCUGAUGCUAAAAGAUCAACCACCAUUCCCUGUCACAAACACAGUGAUUGUGAAAAUAAAUGUGAUCCGAAGUGUCAAAUCGAACUAUGAGAUGUCGAGAACAAAAUUUGUGCUUGCGCGUGUUUUGAGAUCCCCCCUCCCCCCAAUGGUCCAUAGGAAUUUCAAGUUGUUAGCUUUGUCAGCAUCAAAAAAAUAA
Ilex paraguariensis (yerba mate) is the source of this 480-nucleotide messenger RNA. NCBI's taxonomy places the organism in Eukaryota, Viridiplantae, Streptophyta, Magnoliopsida, Aquifoliales, Aquifoliaceae. The record is from the annotation of a GenBank genome assembly.